AUGGACCUCUUUCAAGUAGAGCUCGACUCCGAAGGAGACGUCGUGGGUUUCAGCUUCUUGCCCAACUCAUCCUUUGAACCCAGCCAAGACAUCAUAUCGUGGCAGAUGCGGCAGGCUGUCAGUUCGGUGCCCCUGCCCAACAUCUUCUACCAUUUGAUGUACGGCAUUCACUACAACCCCAGCGACCCGCUGCUGAAGAACGCGGGACUUCAUCCUGUCGACGUGAAGACUUUGAUGCAUUACUUUCCUGCCCCUUUUCUGCUGUACGAAGACGUACACUACGAGAAGUGUCAACAAAUCCUCGCCGAUCUUUCCGCCAUCGGCCUCUCCGACAAGGAAAAGGCCGAGUUCCUGUCUCUUCUUUGCGCUAUUCUUGUAGCAGACGUCGUGAGUUAUAAGAUACAAAACGAGCUCCCGGCAGAAGCGGAAGAAGUAGAAAAGGAGGAGGAAGCCCCCGUGCCAGCGGCGCCGAGGGUGAGGCGCAUAACAAAGCAAAGCGGCCAGACACUUGAGCGCACACUCAUGGUAGGCAAGAAGUCGGCGAUGAAUUUGGCUGGUCUCGACAUUAUCAAUCUGCUGGCGAGUCUCCUAGGCGUUGACGAGACGGUAAUGCGAGACAUCUGCUUGGGGACAGACGCCUGGCAGGUGCGGUAUUUGGCCCUCAAGCUUUUUGUGCGUGUGCGUUGGUGGCUACUGGGAAUCAUCAGUCAAAGUCUGCGGCUAUCCAAGAAGACGGAUGUUCACAAAGACUGUUACAUUGCAACGCCGACAGGCCUUUUGCCGCAGCCCAGCAAGCUGUUGGGCCUUGGCGGUGUCAGUGAACCGCCGUGGCUUUCAUGA
This is a messenger RNA of Eimeria mitis, 840 nucleotides long. RefSeq lists its product as uncharacterized. NCBI's taxonomy places the organism in Eukaryota, Apicomplexa, Conoidasida, Eucoccidiorida, Eimeriidae. The transcript has 5 exons. The record is from RefSeq and is a predicted model, not a curated record. Bases 1 to 840 code for a protein of 279 amino acids.